Symbiodinium pilosum is the source of this 699-nucleotide messenger RNA. NCBI's taxonomy places the organism in Eukaryota, Dinophyceae, Suessiales, Symbiodiniaceae. The record is from the annotation of a GenBank genome assembly.
AUGGCGCCUUGGGCGUAUGCGGCAGGUGUUGUCGGGCUCGCGGUGGCCCUUUGCAUCGGUUGUGCUGCGCAGUUCACAGCGAUGCCGAUCCUCUUCUUUGGCCACAUUGCGGCCAUGCUGGUUUGCUGGUGCCUGAUGACAAGCGGAUCGGUGGUCUAUGUGCUGAUGGGAGGAAAGAACAGAGACAGCGUCAGACCGAUCCACGCUGCUAUCCAGUCGACUGCGGUGCUGGCAGCUGUAGUUGGAUACUGCUGCAUUUUCCGCAAUCACCAACUGAUGGGCGGUUCCCAGCUUGGUUUUGACCCUGGCAACCCGCCAGCAAAGACGGCACAUGCCUUGCUCGGCUACGUGGUCUUGGGAUGCAUGUUCGUGCAGGCUUUUCAGGGCUGGUCGAAGUACUUCGGCCUGCAGAUUGGAAAGAUCCGAUAUUUGGCACAUCCUUUGAAUGGACGAGCUGUUCUAGCAGUCGCCGCGCUCAACAUGGCACUCGUGCUGACAACUUUUCCUCUCAGUCAGGCACUUUUCGGUGCACUUGCGGGCGGCAUCCUCGUGACCUCAGCGGCAGCAGUGAUUCUCGCAGGUCCAGCAGGCAAAGCUGCGGCUAGGGAGCCGAUCUGCUCAGAGGGCGCCCUCUUUAUCGAAACGGAGAAGGGCUACGAGCAGCUUGCCGCUGACGAUUCAGAGCCAACUCGGCAGUAG